AUGAUGCGACGCUUCUCGAAAACCCUCAACAAGGUGCUAUUAGCGUAUGCGGAUAUGGUGCAAAAGGAUUUCUCGCAAUUCACGCAAAACGAGAAGUUGGCCUGCAUUUUGAUGAACAACGUGCAACAGCUUAGGGUUCAACUCGAGAAAAUCUAUGAAAACAUGGGCGGGAAUGAGCUCGACUCGGAGGCCAGCCAGGUGCUAACAAACUUGCAAAAGAAGCUGAACACCGUAUUGGACAAGCUGAGUCGACAGUUCGCUGUCUCACUUGAGCGCGGAAUUGAGGAGCAGAUGAACGAGUUGAGCACUCGUUUAUCCAAAGUCAAAGGCCCACAACAGCAGAAAACCCAAGUGCAACAGGAAGUGGACAUGGUUUUGGAACCAUUGAUGGAUAUGAUGGAAGGCUCUUUACAAAGAUAUGCUCAGGGUUGCGAGAAGACUGUGCUCAAAUAUUUGCUAAAGGAACUCUGGCGAAUGACCAUCCAAGGAAUGGAGCGAAUCGUCGUUUUGCCUCCAUUGGCUGACAAAGCUGCGAUCCUUCGCCAAUUGCCAAACGCAAAAAUCGGCGGCGCGAUGAAGUUAGCGUCAAAUUUGAAAGAUAUGAAGAACAUGAAUUCAGUGAAAGAGAUGAUGGACUUGGCGAGAGACUCGGAGCGAGCGUUGAGCCCGAAACAGUGCACUGUGUUGGACGCGGCUUUGGAUAUGAUAAAGGAAUCUUUUCACGCUGGUGGGAUGGGCUUGAAGAAAUCGUUCUUCGAGAAAAGUCCAGAGUUGCAAUCGCUGAAAUAUGCGCUCUCGUUGUACACACAGACGACGGAACAACUCAUCAAAACUUUCAUCCGAUCACAGACGAAUCAAGAUCAACCCUCCCAAGAGCAACCGGUCGGCGAGAUCUCGGUGACUGUCGAUCUCUUCAGUCAUCCAGCAACUGGAGAACAAAAGCUCACGAUAAAGAUCUAUGCCGCGAACGAUCUCCGCUGGCAGACCACCUCCGUCUUCAAGCCGUUUGUUGAAGUGCAUUUGGUUGGACCCCAUUUGGCCGACAAGAAGCGUCGUGUGGCCACGAAAUCCCGACAGGGUGAAUGGGCACCCAAAUUCAACGAGACUUUCCAUUUAUUCUUGGGCAACGAGGGUGAGCCGGAGCACUACGAGUUGAUGUUCCAAGUGAAAGACUACUGUUUGAUGCGAGAGGAUCGAAUUGUUGGUGUGGGAGUGCUGCAGUUGGCGCAAGUCGUCGAAGCUGGUGGAUCGCUCAAUCAAUGGGUUCAAUUGGGAACUCGACUGCACAUUGAUGAGACUGGAUUGAUUCUGUUGAGGAUUUUGAGUCAACGCCAGAAUGAUGAGAUGGCCAAAGAGUUCGUGAAGUUGAAAUCGGAGUGUCGCUACGAGACCGAAGGCACGCUACAAGCUUCGGUCAGCUCACACAAGCUCACA
Messenger RNA from Mesorhabditis belari, 1434 nucleotides. The record is from the annotation of a GenBank genome assembly. Lineage: Eukaryota; Metazoa; Nematoda; Chromadorea; Rhabditida; Rhabditidae.